Molecule: messenger RNA, 635 nt
Organism: Salvia hispanica
Lineage: Eukaryota; Viridiplantae; Streptophyta; Magnoliopsida; Lamiales; Lamiaceae
Source: RefSeq, a predicted model, not a curated record
UAUAAAAACUCUGAAUAUAGUUGGGUGCAGGAAAUGUACAGCCCUACAAGUUCAUCCUGCCACCAACAUGGAAGCAGAUGAGGAUAGCAAACAUACUGUCUGGGAACUAUUGCCAGCCCAAGUGUGCAGAGCCGUGGAUCGAGGUCAAAUUCGAAGAUGAGAAGCAGGGGAAAAUCCAGGUGGUGGCAUCUCCCCUCAUAAGGCUCACAAACAAGCCUAAUGCAACAAUUGAAGAUAUUGGGACCCCAGAUAAGGUCAUUGCCUCUCUUGGCCCUUUUGUCACCGGGAACACUCUAGACCCAGAUGAGCUCGUCGAAACCUCCAUUGAGAAACGAGGCGAUCAGACGUACUACAAGUAUGUUCUUGAUACUCCAUAUGCUCUCACGGGAUCGCACAAUCUUGCCAAGGCGACGGCAAAGGGGAACACCGUCAUCCUCUUUGUUGCCAGUGCCAACGACAAGCAGUGGCCGUCAUCAGAGAAAACCCUGCAAGCAAUUCUUGAUUCCUUUGAAGUGUAAAGCCUUUUGAUGUUGGAGAAAAGAAUAUUUGAAACCUUUCUUCUUUUGAGGUGUUUUGUUAAACUGUCACUCAAAUAUAUAUUUUGAGACAAUAUACAUGACAAAUUUUCAUCAAAA